Messenger RNA from Phytophthora sojae, 1389 nucleotides. RefSeq lists its product as hypothetical. Lineage: Eukaryota; Oomycota; Peronosporomycetes; Peronosporales; Peronosporaceae. Gene Ontology annotation, molecular function: symporter activity. The record is from RefSeq and is a predicted model, not a curated record. The coding region runs from base 1 to 1389 and encodes 462 amino acids. The transcript has a single exon. Gene Ontology annotation, cellular component: membrane.
AUGGCCGUGAACGACGACAACUACCAAGCCAUGGACCCUCCGGCCCCGGAGCCCAAGUCGUGGAAGCACAAGGUCCUGACGUCGCUGACCUUCUGGAUCAUCGUUGGCAUGGUCAUCGGCAUCAUCCUGGGCGAGUUCGCCCCCACGUUCUCGGAGAAGGCCGCCCCCAUGAAGAACAUCUUCCUGCGCCCCAUCCAGUUCGUCGUGUUCCCGCUCGUCUUCUCCUCUCUCGUGGUCGGUAUCGCUGACCAGAAGGACAUGAAGCAGCUCGGUCGCCUUGCUCUCAAGUCCAUCAUCUACUUCGAGGUGGUCACCACACUGGCGCUGAUCAUCGGCCUCUUCGCCGUCAACAUCGUCAAGCCCGGCAAGGUCGGUAUCACCGAGGGUGACGCUUACGACAGCGACUCGACGUCCUCGUUCACGUUCGAGACGUGGAUCGAGCACCUGACCCCCAAGACGUGGGGCGAGAUGAUGGGCGGCGAGGGCUCCUCCGAGCUGCUCCAGGUCCUGGUGGCCGCCAUCCUCACCGGUAUCGCUACUUCUAUGCUGAACGAGCACCACAAGAACCUCAUCCUCGAGUUCGCGCGUGCCAUUCUCGAGAUGAUGUUCAAGUUCGUGGACAUCGUCAUCUGGUCGGCACCCGUGGGUGUGUGCUUCGCCAUUGCCGAUGCGAUCGCGUCGAACGGUCUGUCGGCGUUGGGAGGUCUGGGUGCACUCAUCGCCACCGUCUACGUGACCAUCAUCCUGUUCAUUGUCGUCGUCUUUGGUGCGGUGUGCUUGCUGUUCAAGAUCAACCCGGUGGAGUUCCUGGUCGCCAUGAAGGAGCCACUCAUCAUUGCCUACACGACGGCGACGUCGGAGGCCGCUCUGCCCAAGGUGUUCGAGGCUCUGGAGAAGUACGGCGUGUCGACGCACAUUUCGGGCUUCGUCGUGCCCUUCGGCUACUCGUUCAACUUGGAUGGAUCGACGCUGUACCUGUCGCUGGGCUCGGUCUUCUGUGCCCAGGCUGCUGGUGUGCACAAGUCUAUCGGUGAGCAGAUCGUCAUGGUGUUGAUGCUCAUGGUUUCGUCCAAGGGCGUGGCCGGUGUGCGUUCCGCUGCUAUUAUCGUGAUGGCGUCGACUUUGGACCAGUUCGACAUCCCGUCGUGGCCCGUGGCUCUCAUUCUUGGUGUGGACUGGAUCAUGGACAUGCUGCGGACGUUCACUAACGUUAUGGGCAACUGCCUGGCCUCGGUCGCUAUGGCCAAGACGGAGAACGCUUUCCGCACGGAGGAGUGGGAGCGCGAGUACAAGCAGCUGUACGGUGGCGGUGAGGACAAGGUCAGCGUUGUUGCCGAAAAGAUGAGCGUUGUGUCUGCGGUGUCGGCCGUCGAGGAGGGCCGUCACUAA